UACUAUAUUCAGGUGUGUACUAUAUAUACAGAUGUGUACUAUAUAUACAGAUGUGUACUAUAUAUACAGAUGUGUACUAUAUAUACAGAUGUGUACAAUAUACAGAUGCGUACUAUAUUCAUAUGCGUAUUAUAUUCAGGUGCGUAUUAUAUACAGGUGUGUACUAUAUUCAGGUGUGUGUACUAUAUACUAGUGUGUACUAUAUACAGGCGUGUACUAUAUACAUGUGUGUACUAUAUACAGGUGUGUAUUAUAUACAGACGUGUGCUGUAUAUUGGUUUGUACUAUAUACUGGUGUGUAUUAUAUACAGGUGUGUACUAUAUACUGGUGUGUACUAUAUACUGGUUUGUACUAUAUACUGUUGUGUAUUAUAUUCAGGUGUGUACUAUAUACUGGUGUGUACUAUAUACUGGUUUGUACUAUAUACUGUUGUGUAUUAUAUUCAGGUGUUUACUAUAUACAUGUGCGUACUAUAUACUUGUGUGUACUAUAUACUUGUGUGUACUAUAUACUGGUGUGUGUUAUAUACUUGUGUGUACUAUAUACUUGUGUGUACUAUAUACUGGUGUGUACUAAAUAUAGGUGCGUACUAUAUUCAGGUGUGUACUAUA
Messenger RNA from Lottia gigantea (owl limpet), 612 nucleotides. RefSeq lists its product as hypothetical. The annotation marks the transcript as partial. The transcript has 2 exons. The record is from RefSeq and is a predicted model, not a curated record. NCBI's taxonomy places the organism in Eukaryota, Metazoa, Mollusca, Gastropoda, Lottiidae.